Molecule: messenger RNA, 7360 nt
Organism: Anolis sagrei ordinatus
Lineage: Eukaryota; Metazoa; Chordata; Lepidosauria; Squamata; Anolidae
Gene: YEATS2
Product: YEATS domain containing 2
Biological process (GO): regulation of transcription by RNA polymerase II; chromatin remodeling
Cellular component (GO): NuA4 histone acetyltransferase complex; ATAC complex
Molecular function (GO): histone binding
Source: RefSeq, a predicted model, not a curated record
UGGCCCCGGCGCUGGAUGGCGGCUGCGCGUUGCAAGCGUCGGCCUCGCGGAGCCUCAAGCGGGUGCCUUGGUUGGCUGGCUGGCUGACGCGCGAGGCUCGCCCACUCGCAGCGGCCUUCCGGGGAGAACUUCUCAGCCGAGCCACCGUGAAGAGACCAAACAUGUCAGGAGUCAAGAGGACUAUAGAAGAGAUGGACCCAGAUUAUGAAGAGAUUUCAGUCGUGCAUUCAAAUAAACAUCACAAAGCAGCUGAACAAUCAGCUCGAGAUGCUGCCGUGCAAAAGAUUGAGGCUAUUAUUAAAGAGCAAUUUUCAGUCGAAAUGAAGAAUAAAGAACAUGAGAUUGAAGUUAUAGAUCAGCGCCUUGUCGAGGCAAGGAGAAUGAUGGAUAAACUGCGCGCCUGCAUUGUUGCAAACUACUAUGCCUCUACUGGUCUUCUUAAAGUUGGAGAAGGGACCAAGGCAUGUGAUCCCAUGGUGUUUAACCAUCCUUCUAUCAAGAAGUUUUUGGAAUCUCCCUCCCGAUCAUCUUCUCCUGCUAAUCAAGGGUCAGAAACUCUCUCCGUUAUCCAUUCAGAGAGUGAGUCAUCUCAGCACACAGACAUUUUGACGGGAAAGGACAGUGUCAACCUGGAUGCAGAAGAGAGAUUGUCAAACAAGCUCAGCCAAAGAUUGAGCAAGAAUUCUGGUCAGGGCACUUCUGGCGAUUCAAGAGAUCACAAAGUGGGGCAGAGGAAGGCAAAUCUCUCACAUGAGGAGCAUUCGCGGCUGUUUGUGAAGAAAACUAUUGUGGUUGGCAAUGUUUCCAAAUAUAUUCCUCCUGAUAAAAGAGAAGAGAAUGAUCAGUCCACCCAUAAAUGGAUGGUGUAUGUACGAGGGUCCCGGAGAGAGCCCAGUAUCGAUCAUUUUGUUAAGAAAGUCUGGUUCUUCCUUCACCCCAGCUACAAACCCAACGACCUUGUCGAAGUCAGGGAGCCUCCUUUCCACUUGACCAGGCGGGGCUGGGGAGAGUUUCCUGUGCGGGUUCAGAUUCACUUCAAGGAUAGCCGGAACAAAAGGAUCGACAUCAUACAUCAUCUGAAGUUGGAUAGAACAUACACCGGUCUACAAACACUUGGAGCUGAAACGGUUGUGGAUGUUGAGUUACAUCGUCAUUCCCUGAGAGAGGAAUACCUCUUCUCCCACUCAUCAGAUUCAGAUCUUUCCGAUGCUUCCAACUCACUACAUUUGCCUUUAAACAUGCCAGCUCCUGUGAAGUCAUCUUCGCCAAUAAAACAAAUGCAUGAAUCUAUUGCAGAUGUUUCUGCUGAAAAAGGUUUUAAUACUGAGGCUGAAAGGCGUACAGCUUUUUAUUCCCUGACAUCAUCUUUAGAACGGACUCCCACUAAGCUCACAGCUCAGAAAGUUACUUUUGGCUCUCAUGGCAACUCAGCUUUUCAGCCCAUUGCAGCUAGUUGCAAAAUCAUACCUCAAGGCCGAAUACCAAGCCCUGCUGAAUCUCCAGGCAAGUCUUUCCAGCCCAUCACCAUGAGCUGCAAGAUUGUAUCAGGUUCUCCAAUAUCAACCCCAAGUCCGUCUCCACUCCCUCGGACCCCAACCUCCACUCCAGUGCAUAUGAAGCAAGGGACUACCACCCCAGUGGUCAAUAACCCUUAUGUUAUUGUGGACAAACCUACCCAGGCAGUUGGAGUAGUGGCCACAAGCACUGGAAAUUCUGCAAGUAAAGUUACAAAUGUUUCCCAGGCUUCUCAUGGGACGGGGUCUCCAGUCUCAAAGAUCCAUGGAAGCAGUUUUGUAGCCUCCACUGUCAAGCAGGAGGACUCGCUCUUUGCAACCAUGCCCCCUCUUUGUCCAAUUGGGAGUCACUCCAAGGUACAAAACCCUAAAUCAGUGACAGGAGGACCUGGGACAUUCACAAAGGUCAUCAUCAAACAAGAGCCUGGAGAAUUUCCCCAGCAGUCUCCAGUGCCAGCGACCGGGACAGCCUCUCAGGCUCCAGUGCAGCAAUAUGUCACCGUGAAAGGGGGUCAUAUGAUAGCUCUGUCACCCCAGAAGCAGAUUGUGAGCACAGGAGAGGGGUCAGCAUCAUCUAAGAUGGUUAGCGUUCCAGUCGGCUCAGCUUUACCAGCAACAGUCAAGCAAGCUGUGGCCAUUGGUGGCGGGCAGAUAUUAGUGGCAAAAUCCAACCCUUCAGCAGUAAAGACGGUUGGAGGAAAACAGGUUGUAACUCAAGGAGUGGCAAAAGCUAUUGUGAGUAGCGGUGGAGGGACCAUCGUUGCUCAACCAGUACAGACUUUAACAAAGGCUCAGGUUCCAGCAACAGGAGUUCCAAAGAGUGGACCCCAAGGUUCAGUAAUGGCAACACUGCAAUUGCCAGCCACUAACUUAGCCAACUUGGCAAAUCUACCCCCCGGCACCAAACUGUACCUUACUACAAACAGCAAGAAUCCUUCUGGGAAAGGGAAACUGCUGCUCAUACCUCAAGGAGCCAUUCUGCGGGCUACAAACAACGCCAAUCAACAGUCAGGCUCUUCAACAAGUGCAAGCGGAGGAACCCAAAGCACAAGCACUGGUUUAUCUCAGCAUCUCACUUACACCUCCUACAUCCUCAAACAAACACCGCAGGGCACAUUUUUAGUGGGCCAGCCAUCUCACCAGAGCUCUGCAAAGCAAGUGGCAUCAGGAACGGUUGUGCAAAGCAGUGCGAGUGCCGCAGCAUCGUCUUCACAAGGACAUCAGGCACUGAAAGUAAUAACUGGACACAAAACAGCUGCUUUAUUUGCACAGGCAGCUUCUGGUGGGCAAACUUCACUGGUGAAAAUAUCAGAUAACUCAUUGAAAUCCUUACCAGCAUCAUCACAGCUCUCAAAACCUGGCACCACAGUGCUAAGAGUAUCUGGCGGGGUGAUCACUGCCGCAACAACUCCUCCUGCGACACUUCCGUCAAAUGGAGUAUCUCAGCCUGCAGAUAGUGCAGGUUCUAACUCAUCUCCAGCUGCAGGCCCUGUAGUGAAGGCAUCUGGGCAACAACAGCAAGGGCCUGUCAGCCAAGCUCAAACAGCAUCAGCAGCGCCUAACAAGACAAGCUCAUCUGCCGUUGUAAGCAUUGCUUCUUGGGUUACUUCUCCCGCCCCAACACCUGGGAAAACGACCGUAUCAGGAGUGUUAAAGAUCCACUCUGGUCAGAAUAGCCCACAACAGGCUGUUUUGACAGUCCCCAGCCAACUCAAGCAACUCGGUGUGAGUGCUGCCUCUGGAGGGGUCCAGACUAUAUUAAUGCCUGUGAAUAAAGUGAUACAGUCACUUUCUUCCAACAAAGUGUCUGCGGUUACACCUGUAACUUCAGCUAAUUCAGCUGUUCCCAACCCUUCCACAGUGUCUGUUGCAAAAGUUAAGCUGGAGCCUGAUCCUGCGGGGCAGAGCUGCAGUUCCCUGGUUUCCCAAGACGGUGCAGUGUCAGUAAAGGCAGAAGAGAGCUCUGAACUUGGAAAUUACAUCAUUGGGGCAGAAUAUUUAGACAACCUUCAGGAGCUUUUGACAGCAAUAGUUAAGAAAGUGCCAUUAAUUGCUGAGAGAACUGAAGAUGGCAAUUCAUUCUGUGCUAGUUCUGUGGAACAGUAUUAUAGCUGGAAUAUUGGAAAACGGAGAGCUUCUGAGUGGCAACGCGCACUGACAAUAAGGAAAAUCCUCCAUGAAAUCAUAGAAAAACAUCCUAAAUUCCAUAGUAUUAGUCCAUUAAAAACCAAGCAAGUUGUCCAGUGGUGUCGCUUCCAUGGCUAUACGCCGCCUGACCCAGAAGCCCUUAGGAAUGAAGACUCCAUUGAGGAUGUGCUGACACAAAUAGACAACGAGCCAGAGUGCUUAUCUACAUACUCCGUUGGGAAAGAACUGUGUCAAAAACUCAAGGAACUGGAGCGGUUUCUCAAGGAAGAGCCCGACAAUGAUGAAGAAAUAGACAUUCUCAACAUCACCGAGCCUCUGAAAAUAAACAUUAAGAAGGAACAAGAAGAGAAGCAAGAGGAGGAAAAUUUCUAUGUGGAACCCCAGCCUGCGUCGGAGUUUGUGCGUGAAACAGUACAACAGAUAGGAAUUUCCUUACAGCCUGUAGAGCUUCACAAGAACAUAUAUUCAUCAGUAAUAGAAGAUAUGAUAUUAAAGGCUACUGAACAAUUGGCAAGUGACAUCCUAAGGAAAGCGUUGGCAAUUGGCUGCCAAACAGCUCCACGCAACAGGAGUCCAAGAGAGAUCACAGUGAUGAAUAUUCACCAAGCCAUCUGCAAUAUUCCCUAUCUGGACUUUCUCACAAACAAGCAUAUGGGAAUCAUGAGUGAUGAACAGUGAUUUGGACGGCAAAGGCAUUCAUACUGUUCUAGGUAUUUCUAAACAUGUCUUUGAAGUGCUGCAGAUUGGUUUCCUAUAAUCAGGAGUCCGCAAAGUGGGUCACAUCCAGCCCAAGCUCCCUCAAAUGUUGAAGAGGGAUGAGCUUAAUGGCGCACAACUGAGUAUUUGGCAACAUUUUGCCCUUAUUUCACCUUUUUAAGCCUAUUGUGGGCUUUUUAGAGUGUGCAUCUUUUCUUAUGAGCCUUUCUUCAAAAGAGGAAAUAACCAGAGUCGGAAAUCUGAUCUUGUCCUAGUUUGAAAACAAACCUGUGUGAAAUCGCCUGAAAAUAUGGUUGAUUUUUUUUCUUUGUUAAUUACCCUUUUGAGAAAAGCAUCAACCUUUUUUCCUAUUCUGUCCAAGAGUCAGCUGUCUGAUUUUAUUGACGGUUGCUUCUAAACCAGCUUAUUGUGAUGGUUACGAUAAUAUUAGAUCAUGGCCUAUAUUACUGGAGUUAAGUUUUAGCAUGGAAAAUAUUCAUUAAACAACCAUUUAUUAAAGUAAUCCAGUAAAUAAAAGUUAUAUCUGUGGACUUGCCAUCUCUGUUGUCGUGAUGACAAGCAAAGCAAUAAAUGAUGGAAUUAUUUGGACAUAAUGCUAAACUAUAUGUAGCAUUGGAAAAAAUGCACAGAGUCGAACCAUCCUCUGGGCACACCUGGACCCCCUUUCUCCUUGUAGCAAGGAUUUGAGAACUUUCCACCACAUAAAAACCAACCUGGAUCAAACCACGGGUCUGUUGAGUCCGGCAUUUUGUUCCCAUAGUAGCCAACCAGUUUCCUAUGAAAAGCCCAUAAGGAGGACAUCAACGCAAUAGCUUGCAUUCAUAGAAUCAUAGAGUUGGAAGAGACCUCAUGGGCCAUCCAGUCCAACCCCCUGCCAAGAAGCAGGAAUAUUGCAUUCAAAGCACCUCUGACAGAUGGCCAUCUAGCCUCUGUUUAAAAACCUCCAAAGAAAGAGGUUCCCUAGGUAUUAGAAUCUCUUCUAGUGAAUUGCAGUUUGUGUAUUAUAUGAACUCAGAGAAAAUUCAUGAAUGCUAAACUAGGGGUCAUUCCACACAGCCCGAUAUCCCUGAAUAUCAAGGCAGAAAAAUCUCACAAUAUCUGCUUUGAACCGGAAUAUAUGACAGUGUGGACUCAAGAUAUUGUGGGAUUUUCUGCUUUGAUAUCCUAGGAUAUAGGGCUGUGUGGAAGGGCCUAAGGCUGCUGGAAACAAACCAGCGCCAUACUAUAGUUAAUGCAUUUCAUUUUCAUUAACUGUAGUUGAGAUUAACCACGGUUUAGUAUAGUGGUUCUCAACCUGUGGGUCCCCAGGUGUUUUGGCCUAUAACUCUCAAAAGUCCCAGCCAGUUUACAAGCUGUUAGGAUUUCUGGGAGUUGAAGGCCAAAACAUCUGGGGACUCACAGGUUGAGAACCACUGGUUUGGUAGAACACUGAAGGCGGUUCUAAAAUGGAAGCCAAACCUUCCAGUCUUCUUAUGUCCAAGUCAUACUGGAGCCAUGGUAGGAUUGUGUUUGUUAGGUUAGUUCCAGUCCAGUCAGAGAUCUGAGUCCAGUCAGAGAUCUGUGAAAAGAAGACUUGUCCUGGUCUGAAUUUUAGACUGGUACAUAGAGAAGCAGCAAAACAGUUCUGAUGUAACAUGGCAAGCCAGACCUGGCAAACUUUCAGAUGCUUGCCUUCUGUAGGCUGGGAAGCCAUCCAACAUGACUAAUAUGAAAUCAGCUGUUAUGAGGAAAUGGUUGAACACCCUCAUGUCACUUGCCUGGCUUGUGCUUUCUGCUGCAAGAAAUAAUUUUCAGUCUGGUUUCCUGUGAGCUGCCAAAAACUGAGAUCCUUGGCCAGCAAAAAUAAAAAAGAUUGAAUCACAACAGGAAGCUUUUUUUAGAUAGUCAAAUCUGUUCAAAUCUUAAUUAUUUUUGCUUGUUGAUUCUAAUACAGUAGAGUCUCGCUUAUCCAACCUUCGCUUAUCCAACAUCCCAAAUUAUCCAACUCGCCUUGGCUGCUUCUGGCUUGGAAGAAUAAAAACAAGGCUCUUCUCUUCCUUAGAGAAUUGCAAUGAGUCUCCCCUUCCUUCCUUCCUUCCUUCCUCUCUUCCUUUUCUGUUUUCUGCUCUGGACUCCACUUUCCUCCUUGCUGUCUCUCUUUUCCCUGGGGCCUUGCAUUCAGCUCAGGCAAGGCUUCGAGGAAGUGGCCUCUGCACAGGUAAACAGGGAGCCCUGUUUACCUGUGGAUGCUCCGCUGGCCUUGCUCUCUGACACUCUUGACCUUGGCACCCAUCAUCGCCUUGUCCCCCUCCCUGCAGCCCCAGCCCAGCUCUCUCUCUCCCCAUCCCUCCCUCCCUCUCACCAGUAGCAGAAAUGUUCGCUUUAUGAAAGAGGAAGGGAAAGAAAGAAAGAAGUGGGCAUUGAAGGCGGGAGGCAAGAAAAGGGGGGUCACAUGCAGAAGGAGCCUGGAAGUGAUGUCAAGAGCCCCUACUCCCUCCCUCCCUCCCUCCUGCCUUUGCUCAGGGUUAUUAGGCUUAAUCCCUCCAUAUUAUCUGACAUUUUCGCUUAUCCUAAGGUUCUGGCGGCCCAUUUAGGUCGGAUAAGCAAGACUCUACUGUAUCUCAAAUUGUGUAGAUCCAGUCUUGCGAGUUCCUGACUAUAGGUAUUACUACAGCAUUAAUAAAGCAGGCAAAAAGGAACAAAGCUUUUCCCCCCACAAUAAAUGGGUUUCCUUCAAGAUCUGCCAGUUUUCAUGCAUGUGAUUCCUAGCAUUAUUGGAGGGAUUAGGAACUCUUUGAGUCCAUAUAUAGAUUGGGAACUACUGGUUUCGAGUAAGGAACCCUACAUGGGGAGCAACAGAACAUGUGGAUUUCCCUCAUCACACAAACACACACACACACAUAUAUAUCUGAUGAGGGAAAUCCACAUGUUCUGUUGCUCCCCAUGUAGGGUUCCUUUCUCUACACUAGUGGUUCCCAAUCUUUGGUCCCCCAGGUGUUUUG